AUGAGCGGCCUCCACGUCUACAGCACUUCUGUCACCGGCUCCCGUGAAAUCAAGUCCCAGCAGAGCGAGGUGACCCGCAUCCUGGAUGGGAAGCACAUUCAAUACCAACUAGUGGACAUCUCCCAGGACAACACCCUGCGGGACAAGAUGCGAGCCUUGGCAGGCAACCCCAAGGCCACCCCACCCCAGAUUGUCAAUGGGGACCAGUACUGUGGGGACUAUGAACUCUUCGUGGAGGCUGUGGAACAAAACACGCUGCAAGAGUUCCUGAAGCUGGCCUGAAUCAGGCCACCCUGCAGAUUCCCCACUGGACUCCCAUGUCACCAUGUUCUCCCCACAGCCCUCACUUGGCCAUGAAUGACCUUAUGACCAACUCUCUGCCAUUCCUAACUUUCUGACCUCAGAGUCCCUUCCCUGCAACCCAGGCCCCUUCUCCACUCUCUAACUGUAGCCUCCUCUUCUCCAUUCAAAGGCAACAUUCCUUAUCCACUUAGUCUCAGAAAU
Molecule: messenger RNA, 504 nt
Organism: Nycticebus coucang (slow loris)
Lineage: Eukaryota; Metazoa; Chordata; Mammalia; Primates; Lorisidae
Product: SH3 domain-binding glutamic acid-rich-like protein 3
Exons: 1
Coding region: 1-282 (93 amino acids)
Cellular component (GO): cytoplasm
Source: RefSeq, a predicted model, not a curated record